ACAAAAAACCAGACGUACGGCGCCAGAAUGACGGUUUCUCAGUGUGCGUUAUCUGUGACAGUGUUGGUCUUCGUGGCUCACGUUGCCAUCUCCACAGCUUCUAUCAGGACGUCACGAGCAGUAGUGUUAACAGGGGUAUGUAGCAUGGACAGCGACUGUGCGCUCGCCCGCGGGGAGGGCUGGUGCUGCGCGCCGUGGAACCCAUGGACUGUCUACGAGGUCUCCGUCUGCAAACCGCCGGGGUCCGCCGGGGCACCCUGCCUCCUCUCCCGCACAGACACCCGCUCGCCGCGGUCCCAGCAGGCUCUGGAGCGGCAAUUCUGGAGAUGUCCCUGCAAACACGGGCUGGUGUGCGUGCCCGAAGGCACCGGCUUGGUCGGGACCUGCCAACAGCCACCCACGGACUACAUCGUCUGA
This is a messenger RNA of Branchiostoma belcheri (Belcher's lancelet), 417 nucleotides long. RefSeq lists its product as uncharacterized. Bases 28 to 417 code for a protein of 129 amino acids. The transcript is spliced from 2 exons. The record is from RefSeq and is a predicted model, not a curated record. NCBI's taxonomy places the organism in Eukaryota, Metazoa, Chordata, Leptocardii, Amphioxiformes, Branchiostomatidae.